Messenger RNA from Glycine soja, 2703 nucleotides. Its product is annotated as putative pentatricopeptide repeat-containing protein At3g16710, mitochondrial. The transcript has 5 exons. Gene Ontology annotation, molecular function: protein binding. The coding region runs from base 341 to 2203 and encodes 620 amino acids. NCBI's taxonomy places the organism in Eukaryota, Viridiplantae, Streptophyta, Magnoliopsida, Fabales, Fabaceae. The record is from RefSeq and is a predicted model, not a curated record.
UUUGAGAAUCGCGAUUCGAUUCUCACCACGAAAGAAGCACAGCCUCAAACUAACCAAAAUCGCGUUUCGAUUCUCACCACAAAAGAAGCGCAGCCUCAAACAAACCAACUGUAUUGCAGAUAUUUCAGAAACCCCUGGAAUUCUUAAGCCCAAGGAUUCAUCUGAAUUCGACCAAAACCUCAACUUUUUGAAAAAUAAGCUUGCCCCAGAUAACUUAAUCCGGGCUCUGGACCGUACAAGCGAUUUGAACUCGGCAGUGAGGAUAUUCAAAUGGGCUUCAAGGCAGAAGAGUUUUCACCACACUUCCAACACUUAUUUCAGGAUAAUUUUGAAACUGGGUAUGGCCGGGAAAGUUUUGGAAAUGAGGGAUUUUUGUGAAUACAUGGUUAAGGAUAGGUGCCCAGGUGCUGAAGAAGCUCUUGUGGCAUUGGUUCAUACAUUUGUGGGGCAUCGUAGGAUUAAAGAAGCUAUUGCAGUCUUAGUGAAUAUGAAUUUGGGUGGUUAUAGGCCCCCAAUUGAAGUUUUUAAUGUUUUAUUGGGUGCUCUUGUGGGAGGAGAGAGUAGAGAUUUUCAAAGUGCCUUGUUUGUUUAUAAAGAGAUGGUGAAGGCAUGUGUGUUACCUACAGUUGACACUUUGAAUUAUUUGUUGGAGGUUUUGUUCGCCACCAAUCGGAAUGAGUUGGCUUUACAUCAAUUUAAAAGAAUGAACAAUAAAGGGUGUGAUCCAAAUAGUAAGACCUUUGAGAUUCUUGUGAAGGGUCUCAUUGAAAGGGGUCGAGUGGAUGAAGCUGCUACUGUUUUAGAGCAAAUGCUCAAACACAAAUGUCAACCUGAUUUGGGUUUUUAUACUUGUAUUAUACCUCUCUUUUGCAGAGAAAAUAAAGUAGAGGAGGCUGUGAAGUUGUUUAAAAUGAUGAAAGAUUCCGAUUUUGUACCCGAUUCUUUCAUUUAUGAGGUUCUAGUACGGUGCUUUUGCAACAACUUGCAGUUGGAUUCUGCUGUAAGCCUCAUAAAUGAGAUGAUAGAAAUUGGUAUGCCACCAAAACAUAAUGUUCUUGUAGAUAUGAUGAAUUGCUUUUGUGAAUUAGGGAAAAUUAAUGAGGCAAUAAUGUUUUUAGAAGAUACACAAGUUCAUGAAACUGCUCCUUUCAAUACAUUGCUCGAAGGUUGCUGCAAUGCUGGUGAGGUUCUGGCAGCAAAUGUUCUGCUUGAGACAAUGUCUGAGAGAAACAUAGCUGAUUGCCAAUCUUGGAAUAUUCUCAUUAGAUGGCUUUGUGAGAAUGAAGAGACCAACAAGGCAUAUAUACUUCUUGGCAGAAUGAUAAAAUCAUUUGUUAUUCUUGACCAUGCAACAUAUUCUGCACUUGUAGUUGGGAAGUGUAGAUUGGGCAAGUAUGAAGAAGCAAUGGAACUAUUUCAUCAAAUUUAUGCCAGAUGCUGGGUUUUAGAUUUUGCCUCUUAUUCUGAACUUGUUGGUGGCCUCAGUGACAUCAAGCAUUCUCAAGAUGCCAUUGAAGUGUUUCACUAUAUGUCAAUGAAGAGAUGCUCUCUUCAUUCCUUGUCCUUCUACAAGUUGAUAAAAUGUGUAUGUGACUCAGGACAGGUCAACCAAGCCAUAAGACUAUGGCAAUUAGCUUAUUUUUGUGGUAUUUCAUGCUGUAUUGCCACACACACGACUAUCAUGCGUGAGCUGUCAAAAUCAAGAAGGGCAGAAGAUCUGUUAGCAUUCCUGUCACAAAUGUUGAUGGUAGGGAGCAAUCUUGAUUUGGAAGCAUAUUGUAUACUUUUUCAAAGCAUGAGUAAACACAAUAAAGUAAAGGAAUGUGUUUUAUUUUUCAAUAUGAUGGUCCAUGAAGGUCUAAUACCUGAUCCGGACAGACUAUUUGAUCAACUUUCAUUCAUAGCCAAUCAUUCUCAGUUAUCUAUGAUUCCUAGUGCAAUUGAUAGAAUUUCUGAUGGUGACAUUUUGAAUCCAGCAAUGUUUGGCUUACUGAUAACUGCCUUGCUGAAAGAGGGUAAGGAACAUGAGGCUCGUCGAUUACUGGAUUUGAUGUUAGAAAAAGGUUGGCUCCCUGAUGCAACCACUCAUAAUUUAUUGAUUGGAUCUGAUGUUAGAGAAAGAAGCCAAGCAAUGUUGUUUGAUAAUUCUGCCUCACUGGAUUCUGUAAGCAAUAUACUUGCAGAAGGCCUUGGAGAUCCAUGAAACUUCAGCAUUCCAUAAAAAGAAUCUUAAUUGCUUAAUGUGCCAGCUCCAUCACGAGUGCUGCUAUCAAGGAUUGUUUUUUCAGCACCUAGCCUUGCAGCAAUAAAAACAAUUGUCUCACUGACAAUUCUUUCAAGAGACGCAGAUGGGCAGAUGUUAGCUUUGUCAGAUUUAUUUGCCACGCUCUACUUGAUGACUUUUCAUUACUCUACAUCUAUGUUAAUUUGACAAUGCUACCUAUCAACUGCUGUUUAAAAGAGUUAUUUUUUGUGGUCAGAGCCACUAUGGUUCAUUGUCUUUUUACUUAUUGAGUGUUCUGAUGCCCCAUGCUAUAUUUAGCUGAAGGGGAUGUUCAGAUUGCUGGAAAGCUACUAACUGCUGAUUGCUGAUUUAAUCAAGCUGCCAACUGAAUGAGGGUGGUGUUAAUCAAAUUCAAGGGAAUAUCUGUACUUGAAGAAAGACUAUCUGUACUUAAUAUAAAAUGAUUUCAUGACGAGCCA